Eublepharis macularius is the source of this 1734-nucleotide messenger RNA. RefSeq names its product G protein-activated inward rectifier potassium channel 4-like. Gene Ontology annotation, biological process: regulation of monoatomic ion transmembrane transport; potassium ion import across plasma membrane. Gene Ontology annotation, molecular function: inward rectifier potassium channel activity. The record is from RefSeq and is a predicted model, not a curated record. Lineage: Eukaryota; Metazoa; Chordata; Lepidosauria; Squamata; Eublepharidae. The coding region runs from base 1 to 1734 and encodes 577 amino acids. Gene Ontology annotation, cellular component: plasma membrane. The transcript has 4 exons.
AUGGCAUUGCCUGCCUCCAGCAGUAACGUGGAAGGCUUGCAGUCAGAUGAUGAGAUUGGUGCCCGCAGCAUCGGUGAUUGGUGGCUGAUGUGUGAAGAUUCACGGAGCCGCAGGAACUCCAUCCCCCCAGCAAAGACUCCCACUGCCAAGCACAUGUUGGCUUACCUCCCUCGCCCCCCCACAGAUACAAGCAGAUAUGGGACCUUUCCGCAGAAGCCUGAAAUGGUGGCCAUUCCCAUGGGUCCCCUAGAUGACAGCCACCAGCAAAUGCAAACCACAACGGCAAAGAAAAAUGCCCUAACGUGCAACUACGUUUCUGUAUGCUGCAGCUCAAACAUACCCAACGACAGGUCAGUCCUCCUCCAGAGAGCACACAGCACAGCUGAGCCAACCUGUUACGGAACCGUUGCGCCUACCAAACACCGGCCCAGUGUCUCCAUCAACACAGAAGAGUUGCCCAAAUACCACCGGGCCUCCAGAACUGACCCGUCACCAUCUACACUGUGGCGGGACCUCAAUACCCGCUUCUAUCCACAGCACGCGCUCAGCGCCCCCAACAUCAUCAGCUCUGCUCGGAGCAAAACCCCAACCCGCAGUGUGGUCUCGGUGCCCACCUCAGACAAAGGGCAGACCCGGCGCUGCAAACUCAUGGAGGAUGACGGGCAAUUUGGUUGGGGUAACAAACAGCAGCGGCAGCGGUAUGUGACCAAAGUGGGCAAGUGCCAGGUGAAUUUAGGCAACAUUCAGGAAAAGAAAAGGUUCCUGUCAGACAUCUUCACCACCAUCGUGGAUCUCAAGUACCGCUGGUUCCUCUUUGUCUUCAGCAUGUGUUACAUCACCACCUGGGUGGUCUUCGGUAUUAUAUAUUUCUUUGAUGCCUGGGUCAGAGAUGACGUCAGCCACAUAGGUGACACCGAGUGGAAGGCUUGCAUCGAGAACAUUGAUAGCUUCAUUUCUGCCUUACUGUUCUCUGUGGAGAGUCAACGGACUAUUGGCUAUGGCUCACGAAUUGUGACAGCCAAUUGCACGGAGGGGGUCAUUUUGCUAAUGGCCCAGUCCAUCAUCGGUUCUAUGAUCGAUGCCCUCAUGGUGGGAUGCAUGUUCGUGAAGAUCUCCAGACCCAAGAAGCGUGCCCAGACCUUAAUCUUCAGCAAGAAAUGUGUGAUCUCCCACCGGGAUGAGAAGCUCUGCCUCAUGUUCCGCAUUGGAGAUCUACGGGACAGUCACAUGGUGGAUGCAAAAAUAAGAGCCAAGCUGAUUAAGUCCAGGCAGACGAAGGAAGGGGAAUUCAUCCCACUGGAGCAGUCAGAGCUGAACCUGGGCUAUGACACGGGAGAGGACCGCCUCUUCCUCGUGGAGCCACAGAUAAUUUGCCACAUCAUCAACGACCUCAGUCCCUUUUGGGAGAUGUCUGCAGAGGCAUUGAAGAGGGAGCAGUUUGAAAUAAUCGUAAUUCUUGAAGGCAUUGUGGAAGCCACAGGGAUGACGUGUCAAGCCCGGACGUCGUACACAGAGGACGAGAUCCUCUGGGGCCAUCGCUUUGAGCCCUGUAUGUCUCUGGAAAAAGGCGCCUUCCGUGUAGAUUACUCUCGAUUUGAAAAGACCUUCGAAGUUCAGACUCCAGCAGCUAGUGCGCGAGAAAUGAAUGAGAUGAGGAAAUUCAACUUAACUACAGCCAACUGCCUACAGAAUGAAAUAGAUUUGACAGAUAUACUGGAGGGGUGGGGUGGGUGA